Messenger RNA from Diorhabda carinulata, 4923 nucleotides. RefSeq names its product programmed cell death protein 6. The coding region runs from base 179 to 715 and encodes 178 amino acids. NCBI's taxonomy places the organism in Eukaryota, Metazoa, Arthropoda, Insecta, Coleoptera, Chrysomelidae. The transcript has 4 exons. Gene Ontology annotation, molecular function: calcium ion binding. The record is from RefSeq and is a predicted model, not a curated record.
UACUGACUCAGCGACAGGUGAUGUUUUGCAAGACGUAUUGGUUAUUGGUGUUCUGUGAAACUCUAGAUAUAUUUUUUGGAUUAUUAACAAGUUGUGCAAUCAAGACAUAAAGCCCGUAUAUAUAAAAGUAAUCUCAUACUUUUAAUAGUGACCAGUUUAUAUCAAGUACAAGUUCAAAAUGAAUCAGUUUGCUUCUCCAAUGCCUAGUAGGCAAUUUCUUUGGGACGUAUUUCAAAGAGUUGAUAGAGACAGAAGUGGGUUUAUUAAUGCAGAUGAACUUGGAUCCGCCCUUUCUAAUGGAACCUGGAGUCCUUUUAAUCCCGAAACUGUUAGAUUAAUGAUCGGUAUGUUUGACAGGAAUAGUCGAGGACAAGUUAGUUUUGAAGAUUUUGGUGCUUUAUGGAAAUAUGUUACUGAUUGGCAGAACUGCUUCAGAUCGUUUGACAGAGAUAAUUCUGGUAAUAUUGAUAAAGAAGAAUUAAAAACUGCUCUUGUUUCUUUUGGUUAUAGGCUUUCGGAUACUUUAAUAAAUUUACUGGUAAGAAAAUUUGAUAGGCAUGGAAAUGGAACAAUAUUGUUUGACGAUUUCAUCCAAUGCUGUAUUGUUUUAUAUACACUCACUUCUUCAUUCAGACAGUACGAUACUGACCAAGAUGGCUACAUCACAAUUCAUUAUGAGCAGUUUUUAACAAUGGUGUUUAGUUUAAAAGUCUAAAUGAUUACUUAGGAAAAAACUUUGGUUGUAAAGUCAAACUUGUGCCAAUUAUAUAUUUAUAUUUUUUUCUUACACUGGCACAGUUUCUGGCAACAGCUAAUAAAUGAAAUGUCUGGACUAUAUUUAUAUAACAUUUCAUUAAAAUAUUGUGAUAAAAGUGGAUAGAAUUUUUAUUUCUAAUUUGGUUCAUUGAGAUUUGUAUAAAUAUUUCGUGCUCGAAACUUUUAGAAAAUUGGAUAUAGUUGACAGCAUGAAUUAUAUCCACUUCAUCACAAUAUAAUUGUGCAUUUAUCAAUAAAUGAUAUAUAUAUAUAUAUAUAUAUAUAUAUAUAUAAUGCCUCUACCUCUAUUUGUAAAUUUUGUAAAGUGUUACUAUAAUUUGUUAUAAGCUGUAAGGAAUAUAAAAAAGUUAUAUUUCCAAAUUAUUGUAACAUGCCAUUUGGCUUGUUAUAUUUUUCUUCGAACCUUUUGAAUAUUCUUUGGUUCACGUAUUGUGGUACCAUGGUCAACUCUAAUUUAUUUAUUCCAGCAUUAGAAUUUUGAGAGAAAAUAAUUUUUUAUCGACCUCCCACUCCAUUCGUUGAUAAAUCGUCCUCUAUUUACCUACAUUCUAAAAGUAUUACACUCAAAGCAAAUUUUAGUACAUUUGUGGUGAUAUUCAGUUCUACAGCUGUCAGGUCCAAAAGUCUCUAUCAAUACACCAUAAACUCAACUCCAACAACUGGGAAUCCAGUUGAGUGCUGCAACAAUCCCGAAUAAAUAGAAAGUACGAAUUUAUAUGAAAACUAAUACAAAAUUUACUCAAAACAAAAGUAAAUUCAUAAAGAUAACUGGAAGUUUUGUCACAACUUUUCCUCUUAUUCAUUAUUGAAUUUUUCUUUUAAUCUAUGUUAAUACAUUGUAAGGAUGGAAAACCAAAACGUAUUUUUUAUAUAAAUUUAGGUUGAAAUUAUGAAUAAAUUAGUUUAGGAAUGAUAUUGAACGUUUAGUAACACUUUUCAUUUGAUUAUACUGUUUGUGAUAUUUUUGUAAUAAAAAUUAUGCACAGUAUUUACAUCAAUAUUUGAUACCUGCUUAUUUUAGUUAUCAAAUAAUCGUUUAGUUUCGCCGCUUUAACUAUAAACAUUUUUAUAUAGUGUAUUCUAUACAUAUAUAAAGUAUUUAAAUAAUGGUAUAGAUAAAUAAGGAUUGAAUAUUUCAAGUAUUUUUGUCAAUAAACUGUUAUUAGAAAACCAAACAAUAAAAAUAGUAGUAGGGAUUCAAGAAACUUAGUUUUUAAGAUAGGAAAUAAUGAGAUACAUGAAAAACUUUUUGUAUAAGUAUGAAUUUCAGAACUAAUCUAUUGGCAACAGCCAUAAAAAUGAAUAGAGAAUCUCAUCUUAAGUUGAUUUUUUGAGUGAAAAACAUUUAUUUUAAAUUGAAAUUAUAUCUGUAUUCUAUAUCUAAAAAGAGUCGCAUAAUGUGGCUUCUAGAGUUUUUUUUCAAAGACUUCACAUUCUGUGAUUCAAAAACAACUUGACUUGAGCGGAGUAUUCUCUUUUAAAUGGAGAUAGAAUGCAGAUUUUUUUAUUAACUGACUGAAUACAAACCAUUAAGAAUUUACAUACUAACUUGAUAAUCCCAACCAAAACUUCUCUUUCAGAUAUGUUUUUUAUAGCUAAAAAAUGAGCGUUCAAAUUUUCAAGGAAUAAAUGUAUCUAGGGCUACACUAUUAGUGAAUAGAAGAAACUUCUAUAUUUCAGUGGACACACUUUAUUUUUUAACAUAAAAUAUGAGUUUCCGGUACAAUACCCUACUUUCCUGAUCAUUUGUGAUAAACUGAACUGUUUUGUGGAUUCCAACAAUUCAUUUAUAAGUUUUUGCUGAAAUGUUUAUAUUUCUGGAGAAUAUCAUUGUUUAAAAAACAUGACAAUCAUAAUGCUUGAGGAAAAUUGAAAGUAAAGGAAAAAAUAAAAUGUUACUUUACUUUUUCGCCUUUCAUUGACAGAUAGAAGAAGUGUAAAAUAGUGCAAAGAAGAUUAAAAUACAAUCACGUGGAAAUAUUUUGUCAGAUAUUGAUAGUUAGGUGCUCCAACGUAUCUAUGGUACAUACGCUAGAUUACAACAGACAAAACAUUUUACUCUAGUAUGUUUUAAUAUAUUCAUAAAUGAUAUCAAUGAGCCUUAAAAAUGCUUUUAAAAUUUUUUAUGUAUUUGGCAAAAACUUGUGGGUUCUUUCAUCCUUAUUUUUUUGAAUAGUUUCGACAAUAAGUCAAACCAUUUUCGAGCAGUAUUCUUACCAGAUCUCAGAUACUGCAACCAACUUAUCUCCAUCAUGUAUAUUCUGUUCCCUACUCUUUUGUUCAUCGAAACGAAUUGCUAAUAAUAAGGUGAGAAACCUUUUUAGAUUCACGACAAAUAUCCCUUCCUGUUCCAUCUGUUACAAAUAGUCCCUCAACAUCUUCAUAUACUCCACAUAACAACAGAAGACCAAAAAAUGCUUUUGGUUCGGUUUUAUCAAUGUGUUGCAUAGAGGUGUGACGGUAUUACCAUAAUUAAAUUUGCACUCAAGUCAGUGAUAUUAGCUCUAAUGGUAUUUCAAGAAUAUUGUCAAUAAAUGGUAAAGACCAGUCUUCUUCUGCAAUUUACUUAACUUCUUGAUUACUCCUUAGUUCACUUAAAUGUUCCACAUAGUAUUCUAGUUCUCUUUGCGUCACUUUGAUUUAGUCACUUAAGUGGUAUUGUGGGGUGAUUCGACACCAUCAAUCUGCUACUAGCACAAAAUGGUUUUAUAAAAAAAAUAUUUUCUUCUAUUUGUUGUAAACUAAUCUGUAAUAGAUUACCUGAAAUAAGAGGAAACAAUAACCAAUAUUUUUAUUGUAGCCUUAGAGAAUAUUUACUGUGGGGCAUUACAAUACCCCACGAUACCAGUUGAUUAUAUGAUAAGUAUUUAAACCAUGUUACUUCAAUUCGACGUGUCCAACGAUUUCCCAAGAUCAAUUUUUUCACUAUUUUGAAGAAUAUAUACAUUGUGGAAGGGCUCAACAGGUUGUAUUAACUGAUUAUAUGCCAAAUUCUUUGAUUGGGUUAGGUUAGUUACCUGUUUUUGUUUUUAUGAGGGCAAGUAUCUCACAGUCAAAAUAGUUUGAUUGUCACAGAUAAAAUAUUAGAAAAAGUAAUAUCAUAUAAUUACUUCAAUCCAAAUUUGUAUUUAAACCAUUAUAUUAGCCCAAUAAAAUGAGGAAUCGAAUAACCAUCAUUCAAUCAACUUAUUGGAAAACACAGUCUUGGCUUUCGGAUGGUAAUUUGAAUUCUAAUUUUAUGGGUCUAAAUCAUUAGUAGAAAAAUUUAAUUAUAUCUGCUUGAUAGAAACACUAUAAAAAAUUGGUAUAUUGUUCUUUUUCUUAUUUUCAACACAUUUUAUGUAAAAUAUGAUAUUGGUUUCUCUUAUGUUAAUAGUAGAUCAAAGAAGUUGUUAUACGAGUAUAAUAAUUUGGAUUUAUCCUUUCAAUUUGUAUUUUCAUUGAAAAAAACAUUUAGGAUAAGCGCCAGAGCAAAAAAAGUAGGUUCAUAAUAUGUUCAGGGGUGUCCCCUCAGUGUAAAUUCAAGUAGUUGUCAUGGGGGCGCCCGCGUCAGCCGCCAUCUUGAAAAACACGUUUUAUCGAAUAUCUCGUGAACCGCACAUCAUACGACAAAAAUACUGGAGAUCAUUUUUAUAGAUAAUAAUUGUUGCCAUCUUUUUUAUUUGAAACUUUUUUUUGUAUAGCGCAUAGGUUUUUAAUUAUAGCGUUCCAAACUUUUUAAAAUAUGGUAUUUGCUAAAUAUAUAGUGAACGGUUCAUGAUAAAUUAAAUAUUGUAAAAAUUUUGAGCGCUAUAUAUACAUAAAUAUGUUUCAAAUAGAAAAGAUUGCGAAAAUUAUUAUGUAUAAAAUUGAUCCUCACUAUUUUUGCCUUAAGAUGCGCGGUUUGCGAGAUAUUCGAUAAACCGUGUUUUUUAAGAUGGCGCCUAACGUCUUCUUGGAUUUACAUCCAGCAUACACAUACACCCUUGAACUUAUUCCAAAAAAAAGUCCUUUUCUAUAACUUAGCAAAAAAAGUACACGGCGCUUGGCCUAAUUAAUAAAAUUAAAUAUGAUAUCGACGUUAACUAGCUUCGAUAAUUUCUAUCUUUUAUAAUAUGUAUUUUUGUAUCCAUAAGCUUUUAAUAAUAAUGAAUGUUAUAAAACAAA